This is a messenger RNA of Hylaeus volcanicus, 4220 nucleotides long. RefSeq names its product arginine/serine-rich protein PNISR-like. Lineage: Eukaryota; Metazoa; Arthropoda; Insecta; Hymenoptera; Colletidae. Gene Ontology annotation, cellular component: presynaptic active zone; nuclear speck. The record is from RefSeq and is a predicted model, not a curated record. Bases 449 to 2782 code for a protein of 777 amino acids. The transcript is spliced from 11 exons. Gene Ontology annotation, molecular function: RNA binding.
AGAUGUGACACCUCGCGGUCAAUGUUAGCGGGGAUGCGAUAUUUUCCGGUAAAGUAGUUUUGGCAGUUUUUUGAGACGUGGUGUACGGGAAAAAUACGUGUAAAAUGUAAAAUUGGUUUCCUCAAACGCUAAUCGAUUACGCUAAUUUAUAGCUCUCGUCGUUGCUCGAACCGCGAUAAACUCUUGUGAAUCAUAUCCGUGAUCGUUGUGCACAUUAUAGUACCAUAUAUAAGAUAGGGCGCUCCGAACCGUAUUAAAACAUCGAUCGGUGCAGUGAAAGUGAUAAAAAGCAACGAAAUUCAAGUGUUUUUUCACCAUGUAGUCGUUACGUCUUCCUCAAUAGACCUUUAAGCUUGUAUCGCAAUCCACUUUUUGCGUUUUUCACGUACAAGGUUAAAGCGCUCUGAUUCACAAUUAUUGCAUCUGACCAGGCCAAUAAUAAAUAAAAAUGAGUGGGGAUAUGUUUGAGGGAAAGGAUUACCCAACCCAAUGGGCCCUAAAUCCUUCCGCUUACCAAAACAUGAGUAACGAUCAAGUCGACUGGGCUGCAUUAGCUCAGCAAUGGAUCAAAAUGAAAGAGACCGUAGUGCCACCGGCACCGCCUCCACCUACUAUUAAUCCUGUGUGUUCUGGGACUGAUGGUAGUGGAGAAGCUCCUAUGGACAUGGACACAAAAGAUGAUGACAUACCACCAGCACCACCUGCACCUACGAUCAGUGGAUCAGCUGAAGGUUGGAACCAAUGGAAUCAGUGGGGUCAUUGGAACAGCUCAGGUUCUGGUGCUGGUACUUGGGAGUGGACUGGUGUACCACCACCCGGUGUUUCUAUAGGUUCUGAUGGGAAACCUAUGGGAAUUCCCACAGUACCAGUCAUUCCACCUGCUCCAACUAUAUCUACUACUACAGAAUUUAGUGUACCACCUCCAGCAGCACCAUCACUAUAUUCUUAUAACUCAGUACCUCCAACACAACCUUAUAGUCAGGUCAGUAGUUUUUGGUCUGGUGAACCCCCUGCUUCAAUACCUCCUCAACCACCUCCUUUCAUGAAAGGAGUUAGACAUGCAAAUAGAGCACCACAUCUGAGACCUAUAGAUAACGUACGGUGUCGGGAAGAUAGAGAAAAGACACCAGAGGAAGAUACAACUACAACAAUAGACGCGGCAAAACGUAGACAGUUACCAGCAUGGAUUAGGGAGGGUUUAGAAAAGAUGGAAAAAGAGAAACAGAAAGCUGUUGAAAGGGAAAGACAGGAAAUUCUAAGGAAACAAGAGCUGGAAGCCAGAAAACAAGCUGAAGAUGAAGCUCGGGCAGUUCUGAAUCCUUCUAAAAGCAAAUUUGACUCCGAUUCUGAGAAGGAAACAGAGCAAGAAGCUGAUGAGGGAGUACGUAAUCAGCAAGUGGUUGAGAAAAAUUUCGAACGUAGCCAAGAUAUUCUUCUUCGACCGCGAAAAUCGCGAUUUCGAGACGCAGAUUCACCGGAUGCUCAUACCCAUACCGAUAGGAGUCCAACCACCCCUAACACGACUCUAAGUACACCCAAGCGAACCAGAGAGGAAAUUCUACAAGAUGCGAUGUUGAAGGUGCGGAGAUCCCUAACGGAAAUUCUUCUGGAGGUAACGAACGAAGAAAUCGGUUCUAUAUGCAGAGAGGUUUGGAGCCGCGCACGUGCCAAAGUCCCUGCAGGAGAGACCCCCGUCGCAUCCUUCAACAACAUGGCCCCUCUUGCUCAGAUCACUCGUAAGCUUGGUCUGGGCAUCUAUGGCGACAGCAACAGCGAGUCUGAGGAGGAGCAGAGCGAACACGUCCAGGCUCAAAACAACGACAGCGACGAGGAGCUGAUAGAAACAUUGAGACGGCGGCAACAAGCGUUCAAAAAGACGGAGGAGGAAAUCGAGGCGCGUCUAGCGGAGGAGGAUGAGAGGGAUGAGCAACGUUACGAGGAGCAUUAUAAUAAACAACAGGAAAAUCAUACUGGUAAUACAAGCUGCAAGGACACAGUUGAUGAAAAAGAAACGGUAAAUAAUCAAAGAGAAGCGUCUGAAACUUUAUCGAGCGGCGGACAAAGUCCACAGCAACAAAGCGUGCCGCCUGAUACAGCAAAGACCGAUACUCCAUCGGGAUCAGCCGAUUCCGAAUCUAGCAGUUCCGAGUCGACGAGCUCUGACUCGAGUCGCACCUCGGCGAAGAAGAAGAGAUCGAGCAAAGUCCGUGAACGUGAUUAUCGAAAGAGGAAGUCGAAGAGUAGGAGUAAAUCGAGAGGCAGGAAGUCUCGAUCUCGUUCAUCCGAGCGUGGUCGCAGACGCAAAUCCAGGUCCAGAUCGAUAAAGUCUUCACGUAAAGAGUAUCGUUCAAGGUCUUCGAGCAAUUAUAGGUCCGGGAAGAAGCAUAGAUCGCGAUCGAGAAACCGAAAACGGCGCAGAUCCCGCUCGAGGAGCUGCCGUAGAUCUAGAUCCGUCUCGGCCGCGAGGAAAUGGUCACGCUCGCGUUCCCGGGGGAAGAGGAAGUCCCGUUCUCAUUCGAGGAGCAGAAGACGCAGUAGGUCCUACUCUGUCAGACGCAGUAAAUCUCGCGCCAGGGAUAAACGAAGGACACGAUCACGAUCCAAGGGCAGAGACAGAACUCGCUCACGUUCCAAGGACCGCAAGCGUUCUGAAUCUUACGUUUCCAGGAGCAAGAGGAGGAGUCGAUCUAGAUCUAGGGAUCAUAGGAAAUCACGAUCGAGAUCAAGGCAGCCGAAUCACCGGGAUGGUAAGAAAUCGUCCUCCCAUCGGUACAGGAAUUGAACCUGACCAACUUCUAGCCAAGGUUGUAUAUAAAAAUAUUCAUAUUAAUAACUUUUUCGAAAUAUUCGUGCAUACAGAAAAACAAAGGAGAGAUAAGUAACGAGAGAUACUUUUUUGUUCUCCAUAGAUAUAUAAAUAUAUAUUAUAUAUAUAUAGACACAUCGGAAGCAAAGUUUUUCAUUGUGAUUGUCCAUUAAAAUUUUUCCAUGCGCGCGUUAACAAUAUCGAAUCGAUUAGAUGACUUCUGUCUAAUUCAUUAGGCACGUUAACUUGUAAUAAUAAUAAUGUCCAGCCAGUUUUGUAAUUAUAUCAAAAGAACAUCAGACUUUUUACCUCUGUAGUGCUAUAUCGAAUAAACCUACCCCUUCUUCCUUUUCUUUUUUGAAAUAAUCAGGAACACGUCGCCGAACCUCUUACGUUUAUCAUUCUGAUUGGUUUCCUUCUUUGGUAUUCUUAUUAUUUUAUAACAAUAGGAUUCGUUUUAUACGAGAGGUUAUGAGUCUACAUUUUUCGCAACAGUGACUUGUAGCGGACGGCGAUUUAUUUGCGGCAAACAGACUUGCUGAAUCCUCGGAAGCAUGACUAUUGUUGCAUCGUGUACCCUUUCUUGUGUAACUUUUAAAUAAAUAUUCCAACUUGUUGACAUUGACAGCAAAAGUAACGAUGGAAAUUGCUUGGCCUGUGUCCGAUGAUGUUACGAUAGGGGCCGGGGGGGGGGGGGGGGGUUACUUUGUAAAGUUGCCCAAGUUCGUGAAGCGUACUUAUGCACAGGAUGACGAUAACUGCAUAUCACCUGAGAUCUAUGUACAAUUUUUUAAAUCAGAGACAAUUUCGAUUGAGAUUGACUUGUGAUUAAUUAAAUUCCAUGCUUUGUAUACUACCCAUAAGUUUUGUAUAACCUCUUAUUCAAGCUUAUAACGAUCGUUUAAAAAAUGUUUUCCUUUAUUUUUUUUAAUUUUGCUGGCCUCUCUUAUCAGUGAAGGAGGAGGUAACACGAUGUAACAAUCGAAAAGCUACAUAACCAGUAAGCGAAAUCGACUAAGUCCAAACGUGUUUUAUAUUAUUAGACACUCGAAGAUACCUGAUUUGAGUGUAUAGGAGUCGCAAUGAUUUAUUACCUUUAUUCUUGUUUUACUAUUCCGUUAGAAUCGCGAGAAUUAUUUUUCGUUUGUCCCUUAUGUAUCCAUUAUCGCCCUAUCGAACGAAUAGUAACGAAAUUAUUACAACCCAGAUGCCAUCCGUAGCACGUACACGCAGAGAUUGAUCUAAUGAUUCAGUUACAGUUUACAUAAUUGAAAGUACGUUCAAAUACAUUAAAGCGAUGAUUUCAAUGUAUUGAAAGUACGGACCCUACUUACAUACCGCUAUGAUAAGUGUAAUGAGUCAUUUUUGAUUGAAAUAAAUAAAAAAAAAAAAAAAAGAAAGAAAACGAACCAUA